Eptesicus fuscus (big brown bat) is the source of this 600-nucleotide messenger RNA. RefSeq names its product histone H3. The record is from RefSeq and is a predicted model, not a curated record. Gene Ontology annotation, molecular function: DNA binding; protein heterodimerization activity; structural constituent of chromatin. Bases 114 to 524 code for a protein of 136 amino acids. Gene Ontology annotation, cellular component: nucleosome. The transcript is spliced from 2 exons. Lineage: Eukaryota; Metazoa; Chordata; Mammalia; Chiroptera; Vespertilionidae.
UCUCGAGCGCCACCGGCGACUCGGUUACAACGCCUCUGAGAGGCGGCGCGCAAGCUCCCUCACCCCCGAGACCUACGCCCAGCACUUGAGGCCAGGUCGAAUCUCGCAUCGCCAUGGCCCGUACGAAGCAGACCGCCCGGAAGUCGACCGGUGGCAAGGCUCCGCGCAAGCAGCUGGCCACCAAGGCGGCCCGCAAGAGCGCGCCCGCCACGGGCGGCGUGAAGAAGCCGCACCGCUACCGCCCGGGCACCGUGGCCCUGCGCGAGAUCCGGCGCUACCAGAAGUCCACGGAGCUGCUGAUCCGCAAGCUGCCCUUCCAGCGCCUGGUGCGCGAGAUCGCGCAGGACUUCAAGACCGACCUGCGCUUCCAGAGCUCGGCCGUGAUGGCGCUGCAGGAGGCGAGCGAGGCCUACCUGGUGGGGCUGUUCGAGGACACCAACCUGUGCGCCAUCCACGCCAAGCGCGUCACCAUCAUGCCCAAGGACAUCCAGCUGGCCCGCCGCAUCCGCGGGGAGCGGGCCUAAGAAGCGCGCGCUCGGUUCCAGGUUCCAUCCAUCGCAUCCAAAGGCUCUUUUCAGAGCCACCCACCACUGCACUGAG